Messenger RNA from Amphimedon queenslandica, 1315 nucleotides. RefSeq lists its product as uncharacterized. The record is from RefSeq and is a predicted model, not a curated record. The transcript has 3 exons. NCBI's taxonomy places the organism in Eukaryota, Metazoa, Porifera, Demospongiae, Haplosclerida, Niphatidae. Bases 561 to 1100 code for a protein of 179 amino acids.
AUUUCUGACCACCUUCACAAGCUUUGCCAGUCUCCUCUACAUCCCCUCCUACACUGAUAUUGUCCUGCUGGAUAUUGAGAGAUUCACUGAUUGCCUCGACAAGGUCUUUGAUUGUGGCCAUUCUCCACUUGAUAAAGCAAGUUCCUAUGGAUUCAUUACUGAAGGAGCAAUUGAUAAGUUAGCAAAGGAUGAGGAGUUAGACCCCAAGAUGUUUAAGACCCUCUUGAAGUCUUUUUAUUUUGCUGUUCCAGUUCGCACAUCAAAGGUGAAGAGCAAUAAUAUUUUCUUUAUUGAAGCAGAUCGUUCGUUCUACAUUCCCAGCAUGCGUCCUACAAAAGCAACCAAUGGCCCUAAGUUCCAUUCUCUCUACCUCCAGUACAUAUCAUGUGUGUCCGGUAAUACAGUUCUUUUGGUUCAUCAUUUCCUCAAGUACAGCAAUUGCUUCCUUGUCCCUUACCUACACAUCAAUGCCUCGAUAAUCAGGAUACACCACAGUAAAGAGAAGCACAUUGAUGUUACCAUAAUCGACCAUAAAGAUGUUGUGGAGCUGAGAUUGGAACAUGGUCGUUCAACUGCAUGAAGCAUACAAAGCAGCUUUCCCAUUGGUAGUCAAAGCAUGCACUGCUGCCAUGGAAGAUGUCAAGAAGUCAGUCGAUGAUUUAGAGUAUUAUUUUUUGCUGCGUUGUACUGAGAGUGAUGAUCACCAGUUCAUCUAUCACAGAAUGGAAAAUAACGAGGACACUUCAUGCAAAAAAUACAGUGAAGUUGAGCCCAGUGAUUCUUAUCCUGUUUCCUUACGGGAACACACAAAAUCAUCUGUUUCUAAAAUGCUUAUUGAAAGUGAUGGAAAAGAAUUACAGACAAUGAAAGAUUCCUUGGAGCUGGCUAGUCUUGCAGUGAAGCUAUCUCAAGAGUUUGUAGAUGAUGAGAGUCAGUUGAGUUUGUUGAGACGGUUAAAAGUAGAGCGAGAAGUUUGGGAUGAUAUCAAAGUCAAGACUGGUGGUGGGUGGAUGGCAUUUGCAGUGUUGCUUGAUCAGUGGAUGAAGAAGUCCAAAAAAUCAAAGGAUGAGCUUCUGGAAGAGCUCCAUGUAUUUUUAUAAUUAUUUUAAUAAUUCCUUUUAAAUAUUUAUAUUUUGUAACAAGAGCAGAGUGCAUCAGUAAUUAUCAGUUAUUUGCAAUGGAUAUUAUACAUACUUGCAAAUCACUUCACACAAAUUUUAAUAGUAUAUUAUAGUUUGUUGCUGUUAAUGUGUCAAAUUUUUUAGCAUUUUUUGCAGUGUCUGUAAUGUCAUUGUUAUAUAGAGGGAUAAUAAGA